CCUUUCUUUGUCGCCGCGGCCCGUGAAGAAAUGGCGGAUCUCCAGACGUCGUACAUCUGAGGGGAAACACUGCGCACCCGAUGGCGUGUACACCGUCGACGAAAAGCACCUCCGUCGACAGGGAUAUUUACGUUUUUUAGAAACCCUAAAUAAUAUCUCCCAAACGCAUGAGAAUGAGCUGAUGGUUAUCGAAGUCUGCAAAAAGACGUCGCAAAAAAGAGAGAGGCUGACUGGAAGAUGCCAAGAAAAAAACAACAGAAUCCACAGCCAGUCAAGUUGGAUUCUGAAGAUGGUGUAGCCACUGAAGCCCCAGGAAACCUCAACUUAGACACAGACUUCCUUCUCGGACAAGACCUUGAGUUUGGUGAUCCUGAUCAUGACAACAAGAUUUUAGGCCUGGACAAGUUUUCAGAGGUAGCUGCCGAGAUCGGUUUCUCUGUGUAUCCUCUGGGUGAUGAGGAGAGCCCUGCCUACGGCCAGCUCAGCAUGGAAAGCGAAACGGACAACUCUCGCAGCACAACCGACAAUGGGAGGGAAGAUGAGGAGCGAGCGGCCCAGUCGGAGCCCAGCUUCCCCCCGUACCUGUCCUGCCGGGGCUGCGGACAGCUCCGCGACGAGCCCCUGGGACCGGGCAUAGACCUGGUCGGCCCGUACUGCCUUAGGUGCUGCAAAGCCUCCCGGGAAGCCAAGAACACAGACUUCUGUUCACCUUUCGGAGGCAUCAGUGGGAUUCGCUCGGGGUCCCACCCGCAGCUCGACGGCGAAGGGCUGGGGAACGGGAUGGGCGACAAGGCGCUGACGGCCGAGGACAAACUGGCCAAGCUGCACUCGUGUCGCAUCUGCGGCUUCUCCUCGCGCUACGCCAACCACGUGAAGCGCCACAUGAAGACGCACAACGGGGAGAAGCCCUUCAACUGCCCCCUGUGCACCUACGCCUCGGCCCAGCUGGUGAACCUGCAGAGGCACCUGCGCAUCCACACCGGGGAGAAACCAUACAAGUGUGACAGCUGCACUUUUGCGUGCAGUUCCCUCGGCAACCUCAAGAGGCACCAGCGCAUGCACGUGCCCUCUGUGGGGGCGGGGCCGGGGCCAGAUGCCCCGCCGAGACCCGCUGGCGGCCCGAACAGUCUGAAGAGGCAUUUGACUGGACAAAGACCCGGUGGAGAAGAGCCUGGUUCUUCAGCCAAGGUUUCAGAGGUCGCAAGGCCAACGUCAAAUCUGAGUCUGGGAGCCCAGAACAAUGACUUCUUGUCAGCCUUUGACGGUUUAAAGGGGGCAUCGCCGCCGCCCGUACCGCCCUCUAACCCUGCUCCCAGCCACCAGCCUCCACCCGUGCUGCCGACCGCAGGGAGCGAGGGCAACAGGACGACCAGAGGGGGGGUGGCGGUCGGCGCCGCCCUCCCCCCUUCACUUUUCCCUUAUACUUGCCGGUUGUGCGGCAUCGUCCUGGAGGACGAGGACGGCUCCUCAGCCCAGAUUUGUGCCAAGUGCACCCUUGAAAUGCUGACUAAAGACUCAUCUCCCAACAGCCCCGGCGAGCGCAGCGACAAGGUGUACACCUGCGCCGCCUGCCCCUUCCUCACGCACUACCCCAACCACUUGGCGCGCCACAUGAAAACUCACAGCGGCGAGAAACCGUACAAGUGCCCACAGUGCGACUACGCCUCUGCGCACUUCGACAACCUCAAGCGUCACCACCGGGUGCACACGGGCGAGAAGCCCUACAAGUGCCACCUGUGCGACUACGCCUGCGGCAACCUUGCCAACCUGAAGCGCCACCAGCGGGUGCACUCGGGCGCCAAACCCUUCCAGUGUGCCGUGUGCAGCUACAGCUGCAACCAGAGCAUGAACCUGAAGCGGCACAUGCUCCGGCACACCGGGGAGAAGCCGUACAAGUGUCAGGAGUGCGGCUACACCACCGGCCACUGGGACAAUUACAAGCGGCACCAAAAGAAGCACGGCCUGGCCACCGACGGCUGGGUCAAGGUGCCGAUGGCCGGCCACGACGAAGACGACCCAGUGGGGAAAGGGAUGGGAGUCGGAGUCGGAGUCCAGACUCACAGAAAGGAACCGGGCGUCGAUAUGCAGUAUAUGUCUCGGGAGGGAGGUCAGAGUAUACACUCGUGCUACAAACUUGAGAUUGUAUAAAAAAUUUAACUCAGCAGAACUAAGCUACCAGCAACUUGUUUUUUUGUUUUGUGUUAAUUUUCACAGAGCCUUUAUUUUUAUGUUAUCGUGUCGGUCUUUCAGUGUUUUCGUCGGAUGUUUUCGGAGGCUGCUAAUUGUUCAUUUGUAGAAUCUCUCGCACAAUUACGAGAAACAAUUGUUUGAUGCCUUUUUCGGAUUAAGUGCGGUGGAUGAGUCUGUGCAUAGUUUCCUCUUCUACUCUGUUUCUCUGUUGUUUGUGUCGAGACGAUUGGACUCUACCGUUGAAGUCUUGUCACUGUCUCCUUCUCUGUGUUACUGUGCAUUAAUUAUCUCAAUUCCCUCUAACAAAACAAAACAAACAAACACAUAUCAUGUUCUUCAUUUCAGGAGAGAACACCACCAAAUACAUGUACAUGGAACUCGUGCACAGUUUUACCUGAACUAUUGAGUUGCACUGUGUAGUUUGUUUUGUUUUUGUUUGUAUGUUUAAUAAAAGAUAAUUGCUAUUUUUAUCAAAGACAUCAGUGCCACAAACUUAGCUCAAAAUGUGAAUGUAACUGGUGUACAGUUUUCUUUCCACACUCACGUCACACAACAGAAAUACUGAGUUAUUUGGUCUGAGUCAUGAGGUUAUUUUGAUAUUAAAGUUAUUAGACCAGACUACACAGUGCAGCUCCAAGUACGCCAGUAUUGUGCUCGUCUUAGUGUUUUGGGCCACACGCUCUGGUGAUGACUCGCCUUCAGAUGAAUUUGCUUGUGUAUUGUGCCACGAGCAAAGUGUGGUUUACGUAUUACUGGACAUGUUUUGCACCUGUUAAAACUAUAUCGAUUCACUCAGUUGCGUCGACUUCGCCAAAUGAUCUCGUCUUCUGAGCUGUAAGUCACUUUUUUUUUUUUUUCUCGCCAAACCCCCUCAGGAUCAAAGUGAUGUGGAAAACUAAAAUGUUGGCAAAAAACAACAACCAAUAAAUAUAAUUCUUUAUGUUAUUUUAACUCUACAAUUGCAUGUGCAAGCAGUUUAGUUGUGACAUGGUUGUAUGGUUAAAGGGAAAAAGCACAAUCAUACACACACACAACUACAUUUUGGUAGGUUGAAGAAUAGGUUUGAGAGCCAGGGGGGAAAAAAGCUACUCUCUGAUUUGGGAUUCAGGAGUGACGCAAGUCUUACAUUGGAAUGCUAUUCAAUAAAUAUCCUUGACUAACCUUCUACAUAUCAGUAAUCUUUAAAUGUUUUUGAGACGGACUGUAGAAUCACCUUCGUUUGGAUUACUAUUUACUAUUGACUGUGAAAUUAGCCCAUUCUUGUGUUUUUCUUUUUACUUGGGGAAAAAAAAAGAUAAAACUAUUAGCAAGCAUGUGAGUAACGGUUGUCUUAUUUUUUCUAAUGUGGCUGUAAUACAAGGCUAGAAAUACAUACGUUGAUAAAUAGAAAUGAGUAUUUUAUUUAGCUUUUUUCAAUGUGUGGUGUGUCAUUGGGAUUCCAUCGGGGAAAAAAUAAUUUAAAUGAACUAUUUGUGAAUGACUAAUAUUAUGCAAGUGAGAUACUUUUAUCAGGUUGCCAAUUUGCCAUGACACAAAGCAUUGAACCCAUCGAUUAGUACUGACAUCCCCCAUGUGUCUGUUGUUAUGUCCUUAUGCAGUGUCUCUUAAAUGCCUUAAGUGAGGAAAUUUGAAAUAAACACACGGGAUUCAUUUCACUGAA
This is a messenger RNA of Scophthalmus maximus (turbot), 3850 nucleotides long. RefSeq names its product zinc finger protein 513a (gene znf513a). Gene Ontology annotation, biological process: regulation of gene expression. The coding region runs from base 238 to 2148 and encodes 636 amino acids. The record is from RefSeq and is a predicted model, not a curated record. The transcript has 5 exons. Lineage: Eukaryota; Metazoa; Chordata; Actinopteri; Pleuronectiformes; Scophthalmidae. Gene Ontology annotation, cellular component: nucleus.